Olea europaea var. sylvestris is the source of this 2338-nucleotide messenger RNA. RefSeq names its product ribosomal RNA small subunit methyltransferase, mitochondrial. Gene Ontology annotation, molecular function: rRNA (adenine-N6,N6-)-dimethyltransferase activity. Gene Ontology annotation, biological process: rRNA methylation. Gene Ontology annotation, cellular component: mitochondrial matrix. The record is from RefSeq and is a predicted model, not a curated record. Lineage: Eukaryota; Viridiplantae; Streptophyta; Magnoliopsida; Lamiales; Oleaceae. Bases 10 to 1305 code for a protein of 431 amino acids. The transcript is spliced from 2 exons.
CGGCGGUGCAUGGGUUUGGGAGAAGUAGACGUAACUUCGGCAAUGUAUCUUCCCGCGCCUCUCUUUUGUAAGAAAACCAUAAAAAAUAAGUUCCUUGCAAUUUCAACUGAAUUCCGUAAAAGUUUCAUUCAAUUCCCAGAAAACCCAAUGAUCCGUUGUCAUAAUUCGCUCUCAAAGGAUCUUUGCAAUUCCAAAUUUAUCGAAAUUUUUUUCUCACGACGCCUUCGGACAAAGUCCAGUCAUGAGGACUACUCUCAAAUACGAAAGAACGGUGGAGAAGGAGAAGAAAAAGGGCACUUACACCUUCUCAAAAGCAGAGGACAGCACCUAUUAACAAACCCUCGAGUCCUGGAUUCCAUUGUCCGAACGUCUAGCAUAAAACCAGACGAUACUGUUUUGGAAAUAGGGCCUGGAACCGGAAAUCUCACUCUCAAGCUCCUUGAAGUAGCCAAGAAAGUCGUAGCUGUCGAGAUUGACAAGCGCAUGGUGGAGAUUCUUUGUAAACGCGUCGCUGAAGGAGGGCUCCAGGAUCGCUUGAAUGUUAUCUGCAGUGAUGCAUUGAAGACUGAGUUUCCAGAGUUCAAUCUUGUUGUGGCAAACAUUCCAUAUGGCAUAUCUUCACCCCUGUUGGCUAAGUUGGUUUUUGGGGCGAAGCUGAACCCAUUUAGGAGUGCAACACUUUUGCUUCAAAAAGAGUUUGCAAGGAGGCUAUUGGCAAAGCCAGGUGAUUCUGAAUUUAAUAGAUUAGCCGUGAAUGUGAGGCUGCUGGCUGAAGUGGAAUUCGUAAUGGAUGUGAGCAAGAACGAUUUUCUACCACGUCCAAAGGUAGAUUCUUCGGUGGUAAAAGUCUAUCCAAAAAAUGUGAUUCCAGACGUCAAUCUUGAGGAAUGGUGGGCAUUUACGAGGACUUGCUUUAGUAAGAAGAACAAAACGCUAGGUGCGACGUUUAAGCAAAAGAGGAAGUUAAUGGAAUUAAUGAAGUUGUCAAAGGCACAAGGGCUUUGUCAAGGUAGUAGGCACUGCCAUAAUUGUGAUGCCCAUGAAAAUGCAGAUGAAGAGAGGGUGAGUGGUGAAGGGAACUCUGAUUUGUCUUCUGCAUCUGGAGUGUGCAUGAGCUUGUUCAGAGAGAAAAUAAUUACCAUUUUGGAAUCUGGUGGAUUUGCAAAUAAAAGGCCUUCAAAAUUGUCUAACAACGAACUCAUGCAAAUAUUGUGUUCAUUCAAUCAAUCUGGGAUAUAUUUUCAUGAUAAGACAAAGCCCGAGGUUGCACUUGCAAGUGAUGCUGCUUAUGACAACCUGUUAUAACAAAAAUUCUCUAGUGUAAGCCUGUAUUGGUGGUAAGUUUUUUCUAUUUUGAUCAAUCAUAUAUGUUAUUGCUGCAAAUCCUGCUCAUGAAGCCAUAUAAAAUGAUCUUGUGCAGUUAAAGAAUAUAUCUACACUGGCGAGUCAAUGAAGUUAGUACAAUCACUAUGUUGAAAUUAAGGGUAACAUAGAUUUAAUCUGCUGAUUUCAUAGCCUAAUCGAAUUAAAGAAAAUUAUAUUGGAGAAUUUCCUUUUUUGCAUGAUGGCUGUUUUACAGCUAAUGGUAGCUUGCAAACUCGCUACUCUUCUAAAGCUAUUGCUAGUAAAUUUUGUCAACUAACGAUCAUGGCUUUAAGAACGUGUUCCUGCAAGUUAAAGAAUUUUGCGGCUAAUAUCUGUUUGGGGAUUAAAGGUAAGAUAAUUCUAACCCAGUGAUAGAUUUUUUUGGUGCUUUUUGGGCAUUAAUCUGUGCUACGUACAAAGAAAACUUUUCCCUCUUCCAGUGAAAUGCUGAUUCUAGGAGAACCAUAUCGAGGACAAGUGGACCACAGACCCACCAUGAUUGACUAAAAGGGAAGUAGAACGGUAGCAUUAGAUCUUAAUUUGAUUUUUAGGAAUACUUUCAACACAAUCAAGUUAGAUGAGACCUCGAUGUUUUGACGGUAUUCAUAUCUAGCAAUCCUUUAUUAUGAAUGAGAUUUUUUACUGAAGAGUUGGGAAUUCUUUGCUGUCAGCGAAUCUUGAAUGAGUAUAAAUCAGUAAUCAUGUCAUACUUUUCAUAGGAAGUAUGCUGCUAGCUGAGAUAUAUUUUUAUGCACUUAGAAAUUGUUAUGAUUCUAUAAAUAAAUAAUUAGUUGUACGUGUUCAAUACAAUUUACCAUUGAGCAAUUAUUAAAGGUUUCAAGGUUAAAUGUAAAUUAAUGAAAUAUGCACAGAUGCAUGGAACACCUGAUUCAUAAUAUAUAAACAAAAUACUUGUCUAUAACUAUUCGAUAGGGUUGAACAUUUUAUUCUAAUUGUUUGAGAGGAAAACCAG